ACCUAUUCAAUGUCUCGCGACGCGCCCUCCCCAGCGCAUUUCCCCCGCCCAGUCGCGCAAAUACGCCGGUGCGACGGCUGCACGCUUACCGUUCUGUACGAGUCCACCAUCCUCGCGCACGUCGCGCGCAACGACAUGUGUCGGGAACCUGGUCCGGAGCGCCUGCGCGUGUUGCGCGCGUUCGAGGAGCGGGAGGACGUGCAGAUGAUUCGGGAGACCAAGUCGAGCAGAGAGACACUGAGAGAGAUGAAUCGUGAAUUGUACAGCUUGUUCAGGGAGAUGGCCAAAGAAGAGGAAAUGGCCAGACGGUUGAAACUGUAUUCUCUGCAGUAG
Molecule: messenger RNA, 333 nt
Organism: Mycena citricolor
Lineage: Eukaryota; Fungi; Basidiomycota; Agaricomycetes; Agaricales; Mycenaceae
Source: the annotation of a GenBank genome assembly